AUGGAUUAUCAGCAUCACAACCACGGCGGCGCCAUGUGUACGUACUACACCGCAUGCACGAGCAGCGCUGCUAACCCUUCAUGCUCCUCCACGGACUCGUUUCCGUCCGACUUGACCGGCGGCGACAUGUACUGCACCGGAUUCAAUGGCGCCGCCGAUCCCUUCUGCUCCUCCUCGGACUCAUUCCCAUCCGACUUGAGCAGCGGCGAGAUUCUCUACCCCGGCUACAUGGGCGCCGGCAACAAUCCAUCCUGCUCCACCUCCUCCUCCUCGGACUCGUUCCCAUCCGACUUGAGCAGCGGCAGCGGCGAGAUGGUCUACGCGGGGGCGGGGCGGGAACCGCGCCGCAAACCGGCGUCGUCGUCCCUCAUCGGCGUGCGCGCGCGGCCGUGGGGCAGGUUCGCGGCGGAGAUCCGCGACUCGACGCGUGGCGGCGCGCGCGUGUGGCUGGGCACGUUCGGCACCGCCGAGGCCGCCGCGAUGGCCUACGACCAGGCCGCGCUGUCCUCGCGCGGGGCCGCCACGGCACUCAACUUCCCCGCGGAGCGCGUCCAGGAGUCGCUCCGCGCGCUCGCGCUCCGCGGCGCGACGCCCACGGUCGGCUCGCCCGUCCUGGCGCUCAAACGGCGGCACUGCAAGAGGAGGCGGCGCAGCAAGGCCGAGAUGAUGACAGCGGCGGCGACAGGCGGAGGGAGGAGAAGGAGCAAGAUUUGCAGCAAUGGCACGACCGGGCAGACGCGGUUCGUCGUGGAGCUGGAGGACCUGGGCGCUGACUACCUGGAGGAGCUUCUCAGGAUCACCGACGACGACCCGCUCCGGCUAGAAGCACCUGCAGCUGAGUUUGUGCAGUAUGGUGGAUUACAGUAUGGUGAAUUGUACAUGUAA
Molecule: messenger RNA, 885 nt
Organism: Lolium rigidum
Lineage: Eukaryota; Viridiplantae; Streptophyta; Magnoliopsida; Poales; Poaceae
Product: ethylene-responsive transcription factor 1B-like
Exons: 1
Coding region: 1-885 (294 amino acids)
Biological process (GO): ethylene-activated signaling pathway; regulation of DNA-templated transcription
Molecular function (GO): DNA binding; DNA-binding transcription factor activity
Source: RefSeq, a predicted model, not a curated record